Messenger RNA from Mesorhabditis belari, 1362 nucleotides. Lineage: Eukaryota; Metazoa; Nematoda; Chromadorea; Rhabditida; Rhabditidae. The record is from the annotation of a GenBank genome assembly.
AUGCGGAUAUCGCUGAUUUCUACGAUUUCCCUACUUUUACUUGUAACAAACGCUGAACACUUCUCGAAUUUUGUCGAAGUGUGCAAGAAAGACUCGGCACUUGGUCUGGAAACGCUCGAUUAUGCAAUUGACGCUAUCCUAGAGGAAGCGUUGCUGCGACGGGAAACCCUCCUCCAGGACGUCUAUCAACAAAUUCUACAGCACAGCGAAAAGGUGAGAAGCCAGCAAAAAGAUGAAGCGACAGCUUGUACGACAAUCGCCUGCCCUACCCCACAUCCGACCAUCUUUCCACCCCCGACCACCACUGCACCGCCCACCCAACCCCCACCGCCCACCCAGCCACCGAACACUGGCUCGACGACACCUGAAUCCGACAGUUCGGCAACGCCACCAGCGGAAUCCGAAGAACAACUAAAAGAAAAGGAAAAGGAAGUGAAACCGAAGAUUCAAUUGCCGAACACGUGGCUCUCUGGGGUCGACCCUGCCCAGGAUCCGUUCUAUAUCUACAUGACAAAUUUGAAGAAAUACUUGCACAAAAACUCUGGCGCGUGUGCCCCACCGCCAGCCGACUUCUCGACCGGCUCAAUCACGUGGGAACAGUUAUUUGGAUUCUUUUCCCAGCUUGCCACCGUUCACCCUGGCCCUUUCUGCAACUUAUGCGAGCGUUUCGCGGACGCCGUCGAAAAGAAGAUUCUCAAGCCGAAUCCAGUGCUUUUGUCGAAAAACGAUCAAUUGAUGAGGAAGCUGAUCAACGCGUAUUUCCCUUCACCUCGGCUUCUCUGCGCAGCCAUCGCACCCGGAUGCACCGAUAAAUUGAUUUUAACGAAAAAUGCCACCCUGAUUGGAGAGGCCGUAAUUUGUCUAGAGUGCACUGCUUGCUAUUCAGUCCUCAAUUUUGUCUUCCACAAAAUCCUUCUCAACGAGCAUUUGAUGACCGAAGUGGCCAAAUGGUUGCACGACAACCUUUUCUACGAUCUCUGCGCUGGGGUGUGUCCGAUCGCGCAAAGUGCGACAGACAUUUUUGGCUGCUUCACGAUGGAAAGUUGCCAAGCCUGGGCGGAUCGGUUGAUCUACGAUGUCAUCCGGGCCAUUAAGGUCAUCUUGAAACCAGAACGAUUUUGUGUUCUUGAAAUGGGCUGGUGCGAGCUAGGAGAACAGCCGAACAUCAUGCAUUGCCUGAGGGAGUAUUGUGAAGCUGAGCUUGGCACAACGGCUCCAUUCGGCGCUCUAUGCGCGUUGAUUCCCGAUCGUCCGCCAGAUGCCGACGCAUUCAUCAAUGUAAAGGAGACCAAAAUCUACAAACAAAUGAAAGACUACCACUAUGCCUACUACGAGAAGUUCGCCGAACCGAAAACAGAGCUG